AUGGCAACUCAAGCCUCCUCCGCUGCCACCGCAGCAGCGGAACAAGUCACAGAUCUCCUUCCUCCGAGCCGAGUCGCCCGCAACCUCGAACUGCACCUCGCCGCGGAAUCGGGCGACAUCACCCUCAUCCAGUCCCUCCUUUCCUCUCCCCCUUCUUCGGACAAUGAGGACGACGACGGUGGGGUGGAUGUAUGGUACGAAGACUCUUCGAGCGCCAACUGGUCUGCGCUCCACUUCGCUGCUGAGCAGGGGCACUUGGAGGUCGUCAAGCUGCUGUUGAGGCAUGGUGCGAUAUGGAAUGCGGUGGAUGCAAAUGGGUUUACGGCGGCACAGGUGGCCUGGAGUAUGAACCACGAAGCAGUGUAUCGGGCCAUCUUCGAAGAGGGUGUGAGGCAGACGUUCUUGCUCAAUGCGCUGCAGGGACACGCCGAGGGUGAUGAAAAAGAAGAAGAAGAAGAAGAGGAAAUGGAGGAGUCGGAGGUUGAUGAUGGACCGAGUGACGCUAAGCGAGCCAAGACAGACGGUACCGUGACCACGUCGAGCGAUGGGACGCGCAUGACGCUCAAGCCUUCGGCGGCAGACGUAGCCAACGAUACCUCGCGCUACCUCUCUACACCCUUGCGCUUCGUCCCUGACCCCCUGGGCCAAGUGCGCUGCCUCGACGCGGACAACAACAUGGUCAUGGCGCCCUGGGAAACCGACAUCAUGGAGCUCUCCGCCUCUCUCCUGUGUUGCAACCAACCCGCCAACUUCAGUGUGCUCAACGUCGGCUUCGGCCUCGGCAUCAUCGACACCCUUCUUCAGCAGUACAAGCCCGCGCGGCACGUCAUCAUCGAAGCGCACCCGGACGCACUCGCAUAUGCGCGCCAACUCGGCUUUGACCGCAUGCCCGGCGUAGAGCUGUUCGAAGGCCGAUGGGAGGACUGGAUCAAGGACAGCGACGACGAAGAGGACCUCGCCAAGAUGACGCAGCUCGGCAGCUUUGACGCGAUCUACUGGGAUACGUACAGCCAGGACUACCGCGACAUCAAGCGCUUCUUCGACGCGCUCCCCAACAUUCUCAACGGGCCCGACAGCCGCUUCAGCUUCUUCCACGGCCUCGGUGCCACCAACGCGUUCUUCUACGACGUCUACACGCGCAUCGCCGAGCUCGAUCUGCGCGAGAUCGGCCUCUCGACCCAAUGGCACUUGCUCACCCCGGCCAUCAAAGAGGAAGAGUGGCACGGCGUAAAGCAAAAGUACUGGCAGCUGGACCGGUAUCACUGCCCGCUCAGCCGGCUCGACGUGUGGGAUUAG
Messenger RNA from Sporisorium graminicola, 1296 nucleotides. RefSeq lists its product as uncharacterized. The transcript has a single exon. The record is from RefSeq and is a predicted model, not a curated record. Gene Ontology annotation, biological process: peptidyl-arginine methylation. Gene Ontology annotation, molecular function: protein arginine N5-methyltransferase activity; protein binding. Bases 1 to 1296 code for a protein of 431 amino acids. Lineage: Eukaryota; Fungi; Basidiomycota; Ustilaginomycetes; Ustilaginales; Ustilaginaceae. Gene Ontology annotation, cellular component: nucleus; cytoplasm.